UUCUCUCAUCUUCUUCUUCUUUCUGUGUCAUCCUCAUAAGAGCCCUUCUCAACAAUGAGUUCUGAAGCUGAGCAAUAUCCCAUGGCCGCCGCCGCCACAUUCACCUUCUUGUUCUUCUCCUUCACGGUCCUCUUCUCCUUCUUCUCCUUCCUCGUCUUCCUCUUUAGAAUGAAGCCCUGGUGUAACUGCCACACUUGCCGAACCUACUUGACCAUGAGCUGGACCAAACAGUUCAACAAUCUCGCUGAUUGGUAUACUCACCUUCUUCGGAAAUCACCCACUGCCACCAUCCACAUGCAUGUUCUCGGGAACAUCAUAACCGCCGAUCCCGAGAACGUCGAGCACAUCCUCAAGACCCGAUUCGAUAACUACCCGAAAGGCAAGCAGUUUUCCACCCUCCUCGGCGAUCUCUUGGGCCGCGGAAUCUUCAACGUUGACGGUGAAGCCUGGAGGUUCCAACGCAAAAUGGCGAGCCUUGAGCUCGGAAGCGUCGCGAUUCGGUCCUACGCGCUGGAGGUUGUUACAGACGAGAUCCGAUCGAGGUUGAUUCCCAUCUUCAGUCAAAUCGACAGAGUUUUCGACUUACAAGACAUAUUUCGUCGGUUCUCCUUCGACAACAUUUGCAUAUUCUCGUUCGGGUUGGACCCGGGUUGUCUCAGACCGUCCCUUCCCGUCUCCGACCUCGCGGUGGCGUUCGACGAUGCAUCGAAGCUGUCGGCGGAGAGAGCGAUGAUGGCGUCGCCGAUAAUAUGGAAGAUGAAAAGGCUUUUCAACAUAGGAUCUGAGAAGAAAUUGAAGGAAGCAAUCAAAGUGGUGAGUGAUUUAGCGGAGGGGAUGAUAAAGCAGAGACGCGAGACGGGUCAUUCGACGAGCAAAGACCUCCUCUCGAGGUUCAUGAGCUCGGUCAACGACGAUAAGUACCUAAGGGACGUCGUAGUAAGUUUUCUUUUGGCGGGUCGUGACACAGUAGCCGCUUCGUUGACCUGCUUUUUUUGGUUGUUGUCCAAAAAUCCCCAAGUGGAAUCUCUAAUCCGGGAAGAGUUGGACCGGGUUAUGGAACCGGCCCAGGAAGUUGCGCGGUUUGACCAAUUGCGGGACAUGCAUUACCUGAACGCCGCGGUUCACGAGAGCAUGAGGCUAUACCCGCCGGUUCAGUUCGACUCAAAGUUCGCGCUGCAGGACGACGUGUUGCCGGACGGUACGUUUGUGAGGAAGGGCACCAGAGUUACGUACCAUCCAUACGCAAUGGGUCGGAUGGAGCGGAUAUGGGGCCCCGAUUGUCUUGAGUUCAAGCCAGAGAGGUGGUUGAGAGACGGCGUCUUCGUGGCUGAGUGCCCAUUCAAGUACCCGGUUUUCCAGGCCGGAGCACGGAUUUGUUUGGGGAAGGAGUUGGCUCUGGUGGAGACGAAGUCUGUGAUAGCAGCGUUGGUCCGAAGGUUUGAUAUCCGGGUCGUGAAAGCAGAGUCAGAGCCUCGGUUCAUGCCGGGUCUCACAGCCACCGUGAGAGGCGGCAUGCCGGUUCAAGUGAGUGAAAGAAGACGGUGAUUUGGCAGUGAUGAUCUCAAUUAAAUGUUGAGGAGAGAGACGGAUUUGCAGGAACUGGAUUGAUCAACUACAGUGAAAAGUUAGUUAGUUUAGUUCAAUUCAAGUGAACUAACACAUGGUGCGUAGGUGUGAGAGUUAAUGAGGAGCCGAGGAAACUAAAUAAUGUAAAUAAUUAGUCUCGUCGUAGAAAUGAAACCUUUUCGAUUUUGAGA
Messenger RNA from Neltuma alba, 1757 nucleotides. RefSeq names its product cytochrome P450 94C1-like. Gene Ontology annotation, molecular function: monooxygenase activity; oxidoreductase activity, acting on paired donors, with incorporation or reduction of molecular oxygen; heme binding. The transcript has a single exon. The record is from RefSeq and is a predicted model, not a curated record. The coding region runs from base 55 to 1545 and encodes 496 amino acids. Lineage: Eukaryota; Viridiplantae; Streptophyta; Magnoliopsida; Fabales; Fabaceae.